AUGUUGUCCGUGGCCAACCCGUUAUACUUUUUUACAAGUAGCGUGGAAGCGCCAACGCCUCUUUCUCGAUUAAGAAUUGCUGGUUUGUUAUUUUUCUUGCUCUGAAAUGAAUAUCGGUCUUUCCAGAUGUUAUGGAUUUCUUUUUUGUCGUUCAUCCUGACUCAGGUCGAAAAGAAGGCGAUGAGCACAAGAGAAUAAUGUAUUUCAAUCCAAAAGUAGAAGCCCUUGAUAAACAGGUUUAAAAAUUUUUUUCUCUUUUUUUGGUCAUGAAAUAAUUUUUAGACAGAAAUUACUGGCUUUGCUGAGGCUGUGAUAAAUUUCACGGACAAUUUUUCUAAGCGGGAAGCUGCAAUUUCUGCGAGAAAUUGAAGAAGAAUUUGAUUUCCGGACCGUUUCCACACAAAAAAGCGAUCAUGUUUAUAUUCAGGUUUCUAAACUAUAUGAAUGCUAAAAUUUAUAUAUUUUAGGUCGAAAAGCAAAAGUUCAUACUUGGAAUUUCCCUUUCAAAGUAAGCUCACUUUAAUUGGAAGCGGAAAAUAAUUUUUUAAUUUUUCUCAUGCUUGAAUUGCAGACAAAUGGCUUUUCAUUCAAACUAUCCCUUGUACCUACCGGCCGUCAAAAAAACGUCCUCUGUGAUUCCUACAAGACUUUUUCGAUUAUUUUUUUCGGCGAUUUUUGGGAGUUUUAGGUGGGAAUAUACCUUUAAAAACCUUUAAAUAAUGAAUUUUUCAGGGAAAACGACGAGGAAAAGUUCAAAGAAAGAUUGGAAUUAUUUUUCUCUAGAUUCUUGCCAUUGUUGAAAGUCCAAAGGGUAUGUUUUUUUACUGAAAAAAAUUUCAGAUUUUGAACUCUUAUCUUUUUGCAAAUGUUUAUGGUUUGAAAAGUUUCCAGCUGCCAAUUUUGGAUCAACUCGGCGGCGUUGAAUUUUUUUACCACUUUCCGGUCCGCCUUACUUGAAUGUCAUAACGUUGAUGGACGAACUGCAGGAGGAAUUUCCUUUGAUUGAAAAAAAGUCGUGUUUUUUUAUAUCAGGUUGGGAUUUUACCUGUGAUUUACUUUUUCAACUACAUGAAUUCUCGUUUUUCCGACUUUUUUUCAGUAUUUUGAAAAUCGUUCUCUUGUUUUAAUAUUUUUUUAACAGGGGAGUGUUCAGCAGAUUUUCGAAACGUUUGUUCACAUACUGCUCGGAAUAAAACGUUUUUCCUCUGCUCUUACUGCAAUUUCGAAUGCUUUUUUCAAAGAAUUACGAGAGAUUUUUCAAGAAAAACUCCCGCUUUCUAUGAAAAAAAUUUAAGCAAAAGGGAAAAUUCCCUUGGUUUUAAGGAUUUCAUAGUUUCUUCGAAAAUAAAACUUCAAAAAAAUUUUUCAGGGUAAACUUCUGUAUUAUUCGAUAUCCAAACAAGAUCUACCUGUUCUAUUCCGAUAUUUGACGCAGAAUUUAUUGCCAACAGCAAUCGCGCCCGAGUUGGAACCGACCAGGUAAAAUAAACUCCGCGUAUAAAAAGACCAAAAUUCUGAUUCAAAAAAGUUAAGCAGACCAAAAUUUAGGUUCUAGAAAGUUAAGCAGACCAAAAUUCAGGUUCUAGAAAGUUAAGCAGACCAAAACGUAGAAUCUAGAAAGUUAAGCAGACCAAAAUUUAGAAUCUAGAAAGUUAAGCAGACCAAAACGUAGAAUCUAGAAAGUUAAGCAGACCAAAAAUUUAGAAUCUAGAAAGUUAAGCAGACCAAAAUUUAGGUUCUAGAAAGUUAAGCAGACCAAAAUUUAGGUUGUAGAAAGUUAAGCAGACCAAAAACGUAGAAUCUAGAAAGUUAAGCAGACCAAAACGUAGAAUCUAGAAAGUUAAGCAGACCAAAAUUUAGAAUCUAGAAAGUUAAGCAGACCAAAAAUUUAGAAUCUAGAAAGUUAAGCAGACCAAAAAUUUAGAAUCUAGAAAGUUAAGCAGACCAAAAACGUAGAAUCUAGAAAGUUAAGCAGACCAAAAUUUAGAAUCUAGAAAGUUAAGCAGACCAAAAAUUUAGAUUCUAGAAAGUUAAGCAGACCAAAAUUUAGAAUCUAGAAAGUUAAGCAGACCAAAAUUUAGAAUCUAGAAAGUUAAGCAGACCAAAAUUUAGAAUCUAGAAAGUUAAGCAGACCAAAACGUAGAAUCUAGAAAGUUAAGCAGACCAAAAUUUAGAAUCUAGAAAGUUAAGCAGACCAAAAUUUAGAAUCUAGAAAGUUAAGCAGACCAAAAUUUAGAAUCUAGAAAGUUAAGCAGACCAAAAUUUAGAAUCUAGAAAGUUAAGCAGACCAAAACGUAGAAUCUAGAAAGUUAAGCAGACCAAAACGUAGAAUCUAGAAAGUUAAGCAGACCAAAAAUUUAGAAUCUAGAAAGUUAAGCAGACCAAAAACGUAGAAUCUAGAAAGUUAAGCAGACCAAAAACGUAGAAUCUAGAAAGUUAAGCAGACCAAAACGUAGAAUCUAGAAAGUUAAGCAGACCAAAAUUUAGAAUCUAGAAAGUUAAGCAGACCAAAAUUUAGAAUCUAGAAAGUUAAGCAGACCAAAAACGUAGAAUCUAGAAAGUUAAGCAGACCAAAAUUUAGAAUCUAGAAAGUUAAGCAGACCAAAAUUUAGAAUCUAGAAAGUUAAGCAGACCAAAAAUUUAGAAUCUAGAAAGUUAAGCAGACCAAAAACGUAGAAUCUAGAAAGUUAAGCAGACCAAAAUUUAGAAUCUAGAAAGUUGAGCAGACCAAAAAUUUAGAAUCUAGAAAGUUAAGCAGACCAAAAACGUAGAAUCUAGAAAGUUAAGCAGACCAAAAUUUAAAUUACAAAAAGUUGGGCGGAUUCAACUGAAAAAAAAACGACCAAAAUUUAGAAUCUAGAAAGUUAAGCAGACCAAAACGUAGAAUCUAGAAAGUUAAGCAGACCAAAAUUUAGAAUCUAGAAAGUUAAGCAGACCAAAAAUUAGGUUCUAGAAAGUUAAGCAGACCAAAAUUUAGGUUCUAGAAAGUUAAGCAGACCAAAAUUUAGAAUCUAGAAAGUUGAGCAGACCAAAAUUUAGAAUCUAGAAAGUUAAGCAGACCAAAACGUAGAAUCUAGAAAGUUAAGCAGACCAAAAUUUAGAAUCUAGAAAGUUAAGCAGACCAAAAAUUAGGUUCUAGAAAGUUAAGCAGACCAAAAUUUAGGUUCUAGAAAGUUAAGCAGACCAAAAAUUUAGAAUCUAGAAAGUUGAGCAGACCAAAACGUAGAAUCUAGAAAGUUAAGCAGACCAAAAAUUUAGAAUCUAGAAAGUUAAGCAGACCAAAAAUUUAGAAUCUAGAAAGUUAAGCAGACCAAAAUUUAGAAUCUAGAAAGUUAAGCAGACCAAAAAUUUAGAAUCUAGAAAGUUAAGCAGACCAAAAUUUAGAAUCUAGAAAGUUAAGCAGACCAAAAUUUAGAAUCUAGAAAGUUAAGCAGACCAAAAUUUAGAAUCUAGAAAGUUAAGCAGACCAAAAUUUAGAAUCUAGAAAGUUAAGCAGACCAAAACGUAGAAUCUAGAAAGUUAAGCAGACCAAAAUUUAGAAUCUAGAAAGUUAAGCAGACCAAAAUUUAGAAUCUAGAAAGUUAAGCAGACCAAAACGUAGAAUCUAGAAAGUUAAAGCAGACCAAAAAUUUAGAAUCUAGAAAGUUAAGCAGACCAAAACGUAGAAUCUAGAAAGUUAAGCAGACCAAAAACGUAGAAUCUAGAAAGUUAAGCAGACCAAAAUUUAGAAUCUAGAAAGUUAAGCAGACCAAAAACGUAGAAUCUAGAAAGUUAAGCAGACCAAAACGUAGAAUCUAGAAAGUUAAGCAGACCAAAAAUUUAGAAUCUAGAAAGUUAAGCAGACCAAAAUUUAGAAUCUAGAAAGUUAAGCAGACCAAAAACGUAGAAUCUAGAAAGUUAAGCAGACCAAAAACGUAGAAUCUAGAAAGUUAAGCAGACCAAAAUUUAGAAUCUAGAAAGUUAAGCAGACCAAAAUUUAGAAUCUAGAAAGUUAAGCAGACCAAAAUUUAGAAUCUAGAAAGUUAAGCAGACCAAAAACGUAGAAUCUAGAAAGUUAAGCAGACCAAAAAUUUAGAAUCUAGAAAGUUAAGCAGACCAAAAAUUUAGAAUCUAGAAAGUUAAGCAGACCAAAACGUAGAAUCUAGAAAGUUAAGCAGACCAAAAUUUAGAAUCUAGAAAGUUAAGCAGACCAAAAACGUAGAAUCUAGAAAGUUAAGCAGACCAAAAACGUAGAAUCUAGAAAGUUAAAGCAGACCAAAAAUUUAGAAUCUAGAAAGUUAAGCAGACCAAAAACGUAGAAUCUAGAAAGUUAAGCAGACCAAAAUUUAGAAUCUAGAAAGUUAAGCAGACCAAAAUUUAGAAUCUAGAAAGUUAAGCAGACCAAAAUUUAGAAUCUAGAAAGUUAAGCAGACCAAAAACGUAGAAUCUAGAAAGUUAAGCAGACCAAAAUUUAGAAUCUAGAAAGUUAAGCAGACCAAAAUUUAGAAUCUAGAAAGUUAAGCAGACCAAAAUUUAGAAUCUAGAAAGUUAAGCAGACCAAAAUUUAGAAUCUAGAAAGUUAAGCAGACCAAAACGUAGAAUCUAGAAAGUUAAGCAGACCAAAAAUUUAGAAUCUAGAAAGUUAAGCAGACCAAAAAUUUAGAAUCUAGAAAGUUAAAGCAGACCAAAAACGUAGAAUCUAGAAAGUUAAGCAGACCAAAAAUUUAGAAUCUAGAAAGUUAAGCAGACCAAAAUUUAGAAUCUAGAAAGUUAAGCAGACCAAAAUUUAGAAUCUAGAAAGUUAAGCAGACCAAAAUUUAGAAUCUAGAAAGUUAAGCAGACCAAAAUUUAGAAUCUAGAAAGUUAAGCAGACCAAAACGUAGAAUCUAGAAAGUUAAGCAGACCAAAAUUUAGAAUCUAGAAAGUUAAAGCAGACCAAAAAUUUAGAAUCUAGAAAGUUAAGCAGACCAAAAAUUUAGAAUCUAGAAAGUUAAGCAGACCAAAAUUUCAGGUUCUAGAAAGUUAAGCAGACCAAAACGUAGAAUCUAGAAAGUUAAGCAGACCAAAAUUUAGAAUCUAGAAAGUUAAGCAGACCAAAAAUUUAGGUUCUAGAAAGUUAAGCAGACCAAAAACGUAGAAUCUAGAAAGUUAAGCAGACCAAAAUUUAGAAUCUAGAAAGUUAAGCAGACCAAAAACGUAGAAUCUAGAAAGUUAAGCAGACCAAAACGUAGAAUCUAGAAAGUUAAGCAGACCAAAAUUUAGAAUCUAGAAAGUUAAGCAGACCAAAAUUUAGAAUCUAGAAAGUUAAGCAGACCAAAAGUUAGAAUCUAGAAAGUUAAGCAGACCAAAAUUUAAAUUACAAAAAGUUGGGCGGAUUCAACUGAAAAAAAAACGACCAAAAUUUAGGUUCUAGAAAGUUAAGCAGACCAAAACGUAGAAUCUAGAAAGUUAAGCAGACCAAAAUUUAGGUUGUAGAAAGUUAAAGCAGACCAAAACGUAGAAUCUAGAAAGUUAAGCAGACCAAAAUUUAGAAUCUAGAAAGUUAAGCAGACCAAAACGUAGAAUCUAGAAAGUUAAGCAGACCAAAAUUUAGGUUCUAGAAAGUUAAGCAGACCAAAAUUUAGGUUCUAGAAAGUUAAGCAGACCAAAACGUAGAAUCUAGAAAGUUAAGCAGACCAAAACGUAGAAUCUAGAAAGUUAAGCAGACCAAAAUUUAGAAUCUAGAAAGUUAAGCAGACCAAAACGUAGAAUCUAGAAAGUUAAGCAGACCAAAAACGUAGAAUCUAGAAAGUUAAGCAGACCAAAAAGUAGAAUCUAGAAAGUUAAGCAGACCAAAACGUAGAAUCUAGAAAGUUAAGCAGACCAAAAACGUAGAAUCUAGAAAGUUAAGCAGACCAAAAACGUAGAAUCUAGAAAGUUAAGCAGACCAAAACGUAGAAUCUAGAAAGUUAAGCAGACCAAAACGUAGAAUCUAGAAAGUUAAGCAGACCAAAACGUAGAAUCUAGAAAGUUAAGCAGACCAAAAACGUAGAAUCUAGAAAGUUAAGCAGACCAAAAUUUAGAAUCUAGAAAGUUAAGCAGACCAAAAAUUUAGAAUCUAGAAAGUUAAGCAGACCAAAACGUAGAAUCUAGAAAGUUAAGCAGACCAAAAUUUAGAAUCUAGAAAGUUAAGCAGACCAAAACGUAGAAUCUAGAAAGUUAAGCAGACCAAAACGUAGAAUCUAGAAAGUUAAGCAGACCAAAACGUAGAAUCUAGAAAGUUAAGCAGACCAAAACGUAGAAUCUAGAAAGUUAAGCAGACCAAAAAUUUAGAAUCUAGAAAGUUAAGCAGACCAAAAACGUAGAAUCUAGAAAGUUAAGCAGACCAAAAACGUAGAAUCUAGAAAGUUAAGCAGACCAAAACGUAGAAUCUAGAAAGUUAAGCAGACCAAAACGUAGAAUCUAGAAAGUUAAGCAGACCAAAACGUAGAAUCUAGAAAGUUAAGCAGACCAAAACGUAGAAUCUAGAAAGUUAAGCAGACCAAAACGUAGAAUCUAGAAAGUUAAGCAGACCAAAACGUAGAAUCUAGAAAGUUAAGCAGACCAAAACGUAGAAUCUAGAAAGUUAAGCAGACCAAAACGUAGAAUCUAGAAAGUUAAGCAGACCAAAAUUUAGAAUCUAGAAAGUUAAGCAGACCAAAAUUUAGAAUCUAGAAAGUUAAGCAGACCAAAACGUAGAAUCUAGAAAGUUAAGCAGACCAAAAUUUAGAAUCUAGAAAGUUAAGCAGACCAAAAUUUAGAAUCUAGAAAGUUAAGCAGACCAAAACGUAGAAUCUAGAAAGUUAAGCAGACCAAAAUUUAGAAUCUAGAAAGUUAAGCAGACCAAAAUUUAGAAUCUAGAAAGUUAAGCAGACCAAAAAGUUAGAAUCUAGAAAGUUAAGCAGACCAAAAUUUAGGUUCUAGAAAGUUAAGCAGACCAAAAUUUAGGUUCUAGAAAGUUAAAGCAGACCAAAACGUAGAAUCUAGAAAGUUAAGCAGACCAAAACGUAGAAUCUAGAAAGUUAAGCAGACCAAAAUUUAGGUUGUAGAAAGUUAAGCAGACCAAAACGUAGAAUCUAGAAAGUUAAGCAGACCAAAAUUUAGAAUCUAGAAAGUUAAGCAGACCAAAACGUAGAAUCUAGAAAGUUAAGCAGACCAAAAUUUAGGUUCUAGAAAGUUAAGCAGACCAAAAUUUAGGUUCUAGAAAGUUAAGCAGACCAAAACGUAGAAUCUAGAAAGUUAAGCAGACCAAAACGUAGAAUCUAGAAAGUUAAGCAGACCAAAACGUAGAAUCUAGAAAGUUAAGCAGACCAAAACGUAGAAUCUAGAAAGUUAAGCAGACCAAAACGUAGAAUCUAGAAAGUUAAGCAGACCAAAACGUAGAAUCUAGAAAGUUAAGCAGACCAAAAUUUAGAAUCUAGAAAGUUAAGCAGACCAAAACGUAGAAUCUAGAAAGUUAAGCAGACCAAAACGUAGAAUCUAGAAAGUUAAGCAGACCAAAACGUAGAAUCUAGAAAGUUAAGCAGACCAAAAACGUAGAAUCUAGAAAGUUAAGCAGACCAAAACGUAGAAUCUAGAAAGUUAAGCAGACAAAAACGUAGAAUCUAGAAAGUUAAGCAGACCAAAACGUAGAAUCUAGAAAGUUAAGCAGACCAAAACGUAGAAUCUAGAAAGUUAAGCAGACCAAAACGUAGAAUCUAGAAAGUUAAGCAGACCAAAACGUAGAAUCUAGAAAGUUAAGCAGACCAAAACGUAGAAUCUAGAAAGUUAAGCAGACCAAAAUUUAGAAUCUAGAAAGUUAAGCAGACCAAAAUUUAGAAUCUAGAAAGUUAAGCAGACCAAAACGUAGAAUCUAGAAAGUUAAGCAGACCAAAAUUUAGAAUCUAGAAAGUUAAGCAGACCAAAAAUUUAGAAUCUAGAAAGUUAAGCAGACCAAAACGUAGAAUCUAGAAAGUUAAGCAGACCAAAAUUUAGAAUCUAGAAAGUUAAGCAGACCAAAAUUUAGAAUCUAGAAAGUUAAGCAGACCAAAAGUUAGAAUCUAGAAAGUUAAGCAGACCAAAAUUUAAAUUACAAAAAGUUGGGCGGAUUCAACUGAAAAAAAAACGACCAAAAUUUAGAAUCUAGAAAGUUAAGCAGACCAAAACGUAGAAUCUAGAAAGUUAAGCAGACCAAAAUUUAGAAUCUAGAAAGUUAAGCAGACCAAAAUUUAGAAUCUAGAAAGUUAAGCAGACCAAAAUUUAGAAUCUAGAAAGUUAAGCAGACCAAAAACGUAGAAUCUAGAAAGUUAAGCAGACCAAAAAUUUAGAAUCUAGAAAGUUAAGCAGACCAAAAUUUAGAAUCUAGAAAGUUAAGCAGACCAAAAACGUAGAAUCUAGAAAGUUAAGCAGACCAAAAAUUUAGAAUCUAGAAAGUUAAGCAGACCAAAAACGUAGAAUCUAGAAAGUUAAGCAGACCAAAACGUAGAAUCUAGAAAGUUAAGCAGACCAAAAUUUAGAAUCUAGAAAGUUAAGCAGACCAAAAUUUAGAAUCUAGAAAGUUAAGCAGACCAAAAUUUAGAAUCUAGAAAGUUAAGCAGACCAAAACGUAGAAUCUAGAAAGUUAAGCAGACCAAAAUUUAGAAUCUAGAAAGUUAAGCAGACCAAAACGUAGAAUCUAGAAAGUUAAGCAGACCAAAACGUAGAAUCUAGAAAGUUAAGCAGACCAAAAUUUAGAAUCUAGAAAGUUAAGCAGACCAAAAUUUAGAAUCUAGAAAGUUAAGCAGACCAAAACGUAGAAUCUAGAAAGUUAAGCAGACCAAAACGUAGAAUCUAGAAAGUUAAGCAGACCAAAAUUUAGAAUCUAGAAAGUUGAGCAGACCAAAAUUUAGAAUCUAGAAAGUUAAGCAGACCAAAACGUAGAAUCUAGAAAGUUAAGCAGACCAAAAUUUAAAUUACAAAAAGUUGGGCGGAUUCAACUGAAAAAAAAACGACCAAAAUUUAGAAUCUAGAAAGUUAAGCAGACCAAAACGUAGAAUCUAGAAAGUUAAGCAGACCAAAAUUUAGAAUCUAGAAAGUUAAGCAGACCAAAAAAAUUAGGUUCUAGAAAGUUAAGCAGACCAAAAAUUUAGGUUCUAGAAAGUUAAGCAGACCAAAAUUUAGAAUCUAGAAAGUUGAGCAGACCAAAAUUUAGAAUCUAGAAAGUUAAGCAGACCAAAACGUAGAAUCUAGAAAGUUAAGCAGACCAAAAUUUAGAAUCUAGAAAGUUAAGCAGACCAAAAAUUAGGUUCUAGAAAGUUAAGCAGACCAAAAUUUAGGUUCUAGAAAGUUGAGCAGACCAAAAUUUAGAAUCUAGAAAGUUAAGCAGACCAAAACGUAGAAUCUAGAAAGUUAAGCAGACCAAAAUUUAGAAUCUAGAAAGUUAAGCAGACCAAAAUUUAGAAUCUAGAAAGUUAAGCAGACCAAAAUUUAGAAUCUAGAAAGUUAAGCAGACCAAAAUUUAGAAUCUAGAAAGUUAAGCAGACCAAAAUUUAGAAUCUAGAAAGUUAAGCAGACCAAAAACGUAGAAUCUAGAAAGUUAAGCAGACCAAAAUUUAGAAUCUAGAAAGUUAAGCAGAUAAAAAAACGUAGAAUCUAGAAAGUUAAGCAGACCAAAAACGUAGAAUCUAGAAAGUUAAGCAGACCAAAAUUUAGAAUCUAGAAAGUUAAGCAGACCAAAAUUUAGAAUCUAGAAAGUUAAGCAGACCAAAAAUUUAGAAUCUAGAAAGUUAAGCAGACCAAAAUUUAGAAUCUAGAAAGUUAAGCAGACCAAAAAUUUAGAAUCUAGAAAGUUAAGCAGACCAAAAUUUAGAAUCUAGAAAGUUAAGCAGACCAAAACGUAGAAUCUAGAAAGUUAAGCAGACCAAAAUUUAGAAUCUAGAAAGUUAAGCAGACCAAAAAUUUAGAAUCUAGAAAGUUAAGCAGACCAAAAACGUAGAAUCUAGAAAGUUAAAGCAGACCAAAAAUUUAGAAUCUAGAAAGUUGAGCAGACCAAAAAUUUAGAAUCUAGAAAGUUAAGCAGACCAAAACGUAGAAUCUAGAAAGUUAAGCAGACCAAAAUUUAAAUUACAAAAAGUUGGGCGGAUUCAACUGAAAAAAACUUCUUUUUUCUCAAAUUGUCCCUUGUUAACUUUUUCUGUUGAAUAAUCAUAUUGGUUUUUUUCCAAAGCUCCCUUUUUAUUAUUAUUUUUUUAUCUAUAAAAUCUUUCAGAGCAGCGAACAAGGGCCGAUUUUUUUACGUGGGCCGGUGAAUUUGGCAAGUGAAGCGCCGCUUUUUGGGCGAUGAGGCAUUACCUGUAGUUUAUCUGCACACGAAGAGGAAUCCCGACGAUGUUGAGCUCGAUGAUGAGGAAGAGCUUUUGGAACGAUAUCAGAUGGUUUUUACAUUUCGUUCGUUUUUAUAGGGAUUAUGGGGUUUUUGAGGACUAGUUCAUCAUUUUUGAAAUUUUUCAAACAUUAGUGAUGAAAAAUGUAACUUGGAAAGUGCGUAGGAAACAGUUGGAGCUAUAUUUUAAUUUUGGAAAAAUUUUUUUUCGUCCUGUUCAUUUUAAACCGAAUAACUAUCCUUCUGUAACUUUAAUUGUUCUGAAAAUAGUUUUUUUUUUUGUGGAAUUUUGAAGCUUUCAGAUCGUCUAUCGCUGUCUGAAUGCGACAGUUUGCAUGUUUGUCCGGUUUCCCGACGUUGAAACGAGUUCGAAAGAGCAAAUUGUGAGCCGGCGGAUGCUCCGGAAUAUUGACGCCUACUUGGAAACGGAUCUGAGCAACUUGGCCAGCAGGAUAGGCGAUGAGUUAGUGAUAUGGUUGCAUAUUUUUCUCAAUAAAUAUUAUUUUGAGGAUCGGCGGCGAGAACGAUUUGAGGCCAGAAGCGACGGACUUCCACUACGUCUACUUCAACCCGGCGUCGCUCUCCAUGACGUCAUCUUUCUCUUCGACGUCUUCUGAAGGCUUAGAUGGGACGACGGCAAGUGUCGGGGUGGCCAAGGCGCCUCCGCCGCCGGUUGACGUCAAUAGGUUCAUUUUAAAUUUUUUUUUUUGUUACUUCGAAAUGAAAAUCUCGUUGAAGUUCAGGGUAGCUAAAUUUUGAGAUCUUUAUCUGUUAAAAAUCAAGCUAAAGUCCAAUUGAACCCAGGAAAAUCACUUUUGGGGUCGUUCCUCACGAGUUCACGGUGACAUCCCAUUUUUUAAUCGUUUUGAAAAAUUCCUUGUUGAUGAAAAUGAGCAAUAAACGCGAAAAAUAUUUUCCCUAUCUCGUUCAUUUUUUUUCGAGAAGUUUACUGAUCCUUUCAAGAAUGACGCCAAUUUAAAGAUUUUUUUAGUUAAAUAUAAAUGAGCUACAAUGUGACCAAGCUGCUACAUUUCUAUGAAAAAUUAUAUUUUUUUCUUUACAAAGUCCUUUUUUUAAAGUUUUAGCCGUAAAUAUAUCUCUCACUAGAAGUUAUGGCAUAAAAUAAAUCCUUAACUUCAUUCUAUAGCCUUACCUGUAUCCUUAACUACACGCUAUAGCCUUAUCUGUAUCCUUAACUACGCGUUAUAGACUUACCUAUAUCCUUGACUACAAGUUAUAGCCCUAAUUAUUUUCUUAACGGGGAGUUAUAGCCUCAACUAUAUCCUUAACGGGGAGUUAUAACCUUAAUUAUAUCCUUAACUGGAAGUUAUAGUUUUACCUAUAUUCUUAAUUUCAAGUUAUAGCCUUAACCAUAUCAUUAACUAAAGUUUGAACCCGUAACUAUAUCCUUAACUUGAAUUCGUUGUUGUUAUUUGAGAUUUCCUCUUAAGACUGAUUUUUCUCAAAAAGUUCCUUCAUAAUCAACAAGGGCAAAGAAUAGAAAAAUAGAAAAAAACACCCCUCCGUAUUUUGCGCGUUCUUCGCAUCGGCAGACCAAAUUAAGAAGCAAAUCAAAGGCUAAUGCAUCGUCGUUGCUGGCCGCAGUAGUUUCACCCUAAUUGCUUCCGUUCGAGCGCCCAGAAGUCGUUGGUCUUGAGGCGCAGGUGGCGGCAGAUGAGAUCGAACCGACAUUUAUCAAAUUGCAACUUUAAUUGCGCUUUUCAUGUACCUUUAUUGGGCAUUUGGGAAGGUGCUGUGGAGAUUUAAUUUUGUUCAGUCUUCAUAGAAUCGUGAAAUGAUUCGAGAUUUUUACGGUUAAAAAAAACUGUCGUUGAUCAAGAACGGCGUGUAGAUCAUCUCGUCCUUCUUGCGGUAGUGGGAGUGGUAAAUGAUAUUAAUUUAUCAGAAGAAAAAAAUCACCGACAUCAAAUCGAGGUCUCAUUUUUGGGAUCAAUCUUCGUUGAUCUUGAAAAUUAUCAAAAGAUGGUUUUUCUAAGAUUGAUAAUGAUUUUAAAGAGUAAAAAGGGGAAAAAACUGAUUUUAUUGAUUUGAAGUAAUAAUCAUAUCGUGAUUUAAAAGGUCUCAUUUAGAGCAUCUAUACAAUUAAGUGGUAAAAAGCUGAAAGCUUGCUUGAUGUUUAAAGAUCAGAGUUUAAAAAAAGAUGUCGAAGUUUAGAAGCUUCGAAAAAAAUUCGUUUUUUAAAAAUUUGAUAAUGCAAUUUACUUUGUACGUUGUCAUGUACGCUCCAUGGAUAACUCAACUUUUUUUGUAUCUAUUUGAAAAAUUUAUACGUUGGUUUCAUUUUUUUCAAAGUACUAAUAAAGUCAAUCAGAAGCCUUCAUGUCCGGUUUUUUUCUCAAAAAUUUUUCCCUAAAAAGGCAAUUUUUACAUUUGUAACUUGUUUUUUUAAAUAUUUUUUUCCUAACCAAUUCACGGUUGAAAAAAAUUCAGAUCCAAUAGCUUGAAUUUUUUUGAUUAAUAUUUUCAGUUCGAGAACCAUUUAUUACGAUUUCAGAUUGGUCUGCGAAACACUGUCGGGCUUCGUUUCGGAAAGCGAAGAAUUUGGCGAAUGUUUCGCCAAGUCGGAGACCGACUGGUGGGUCGUCAUCAAAAAGGUGAAUUUCGGAAAAAUUCUGAUCUAUGAUUAUUUUUAUGAUAGUUUUGAAAAAUACUUCAUACUAGUUUAUUUUUUCCCGAAUUUCCACCGAAAUUCAAAAAGGCAGAAGUGUGCGUACACGUUUCCUUGAAGUGAAACGGCAGUAAAAGUAAAGUCGGAGACGAAACGAAAUUUGAUCAUCCUUCACCGCUCACUUGAGCGCCUCCCACCUCCCUUUUUCGGUCGCCUGCCCUUUGCUAAACUGAGCCGUCUUUUAUCCGGAUAUUCAGUUAGAGAAAAGUCAACCCCCGUCAUGAACUUUCGCACGAGAUUUAUUGGCAGUGGAGCGCGAUUUUUGAGCCCAGAAAGAGCCGCAAAGUGGCUUUUUCCACGAUUUAGAAAAAAAUCUAGAAAGUUUUGGAAAAUUCGGCUAAGAAGGAAGAACAAAAAAACCUCUUUAGUGAGAUAGAGCGCACUUUCAGUUACAGAAAGACUGGCUCCAAAAUUUUCUACCAUAAAACUUAAGAACUUUGAAAUGAUCCCUACAGGGGUCGAAAAAGGGAUCUCUAUAGGGGUUUAGGGUCUGACCCCUGGGCUCCUAUAACGACUACCCUCAUGUUCCCUAUAGGGACCACUUUGGCAAGCUUUGUGACCCCUAGAGGGGUUGGUAAAGUGGUCCCCAGAGAGUGCCCUCCGAAAGCCCCUAAGGUUGCCCCUAUAGGGACCGCUCGGGAGUCAAUUUCCAAACAUUCGCGCCCCAAAUCAACUUCUCUUAUGCUUGCCAGGGGUCAUCGGGUAAACCUGUAAUAAACCUUUGACGGGUGUUGAGCACGCUUUUUUUUAGGCUUUUUGAGUUUCAUUUGGGGAAACACGGGCGGCAGAAGAAAGGGGGGACUCAGCUAGGUUUAUCUCGAAAAUCUGAGACCCACCUGAGCUUAAAAAGCCUAAAAGUUUUACCAAAUGGACUUGUACGGGUGUAUGACGGGCGCACCCGCUGAGACCCUGUUCCAGCUCGGCGGGUCUACCCUCAUCACUAUGAGAGUUCAGAAAAACCCCUCGAAAUGUAGUGAAGACGUGUUGAUGCGAGUUUCGCAGAGUUUUUAGGGCGAGAGCUUGAUUGAUGGGGGUGAAUAUAUUAAAAGUUGUUGACGCUUGUACCCGUUCUGGCCAUCAGAAAACAAGUUUGUUAUAUGGAGAGUGAUCACUUUAGGGAAGACAAGUUUUGUCUUUUUCUAGGGUCUUUGUGAAGACUGGUAUAGAAGUAGACUCCAGUAAGUGUUUUUAUCCGAAGUGACCUCUUAAAUAAACUUUAGAUAGAUUUUUGAGAUAUUUUAACACUUUGAUAUAUAGGGGCCUCUGUGAGCUUUGAAUCCAAGAUUUCAAAAGUUUAGGAAGUUUUUGAGCCUCCAAAUCCAUGCUAAGAGUUUUCGAAUAUUCUAAAUUUUUCCUUUUGAUUUCCAGGUGAACUCCCGACUUCUGGUCCUUCUCCUACCUCCCUCAUCAUAUCAACAAUCGUUGGCCGAUGUCCAGUCAAGGACUCAAGUCAUCGUCAAAUCUCAUUUCAAAGCGAUUUUCUUCAAUUAG
Molecule: messenger RNA, 14516 nt
Organism: Caenorhabditis auriculariae
Lineage: Eukaryota; Metazoa; Nematoda; Chromadorea; Rhabditida; Rhabditidae
Source: the annotation of a GenBank genome assembly